Molecule: messenger RNA, 1037 nt
Organism: Cryptotermes secundus
Lineage: Eukaryota; Metazoa; Arthropoda; Insecta; Blattodea; Kalotermitidae
Gene: Mapmodulin
Product: acidic leucine-rich nuclear phosphoprotein 32 family member A
Exons: 8
Coding region: 134-898 (254 amino acids)
Cellular component (GO): nucleus
Molecular function (GO): histone binding
Source: RefSeq, a predicted model, not a curated record
CUCUAGGCUUGCAUUGGAGCCACCGCGAAUACGUUGUGGCGACCGUCCGUCAUUCCAGGUUUGAAGGUAAAGGUUAGAGGAAGUGAGCUACGUUGUCCGUUCUCGUGUGCCGGAGAAGGGAAAUAACAGCGGCAUGGAGAAGAGGAUAGAACUCGAAAAACGGGGAAGGAGCCCAGACAAAAUCGCAGAAUUGAAUCUGGACAACUGUAGGAGUACCAGCAUUGUUGGCCUUAGUGAUGAGUUUACAAAUCUGGAGACAUUAAGUCUCAUUAAUGUGGGUCUUACAAGUCUCAAAGGAUUUCCAAAGCUACCCAACUUAAAGAAGCUUGAGUUAAGUGACAAUCGUAUAUCAGCAGGGCUGAAUCUCCUCCACACAAGCCCCAAACUGACACAUCUCAAUUUAAGUGGAAAUAAAAUAAAGGAUUUGGAUACACUUGAACCCUUGAAGGAAUUCAAGAAUUUAAAGAAUUUGGACCUGUUCAACAACGAAGCAACGUCAAUUGACAAUUACCGAGAGAAGGUCUUCCACCUUAUACCCAGUCUGAAAUAUUUGGAUGGGUUUGACAUGGAGGACAGAGAAGCCGAAGAUAGUGAAGUAGAAGAUGAUGAAGUAAACGGGAAUGAAAGCGAAGAUGAUGACGAGGAGGGUCUCGAGGAUGAAGAAGACGAAGAUGAUGAUGAAGACUUGGAUGAUGAAGAUGUAGGUCUAGAUGCUGUCUACAAAGAACAUCUUGAGGAGGAAAGUGAGGGCGAGGACUAUGAAGGAGAGGGUGUGGAAGACGAGGAGGAUGAAGAUGAACUUGUGGGAGAAGAGGAAGAAGUUGAAGAUGAAGAUGGAGUGGAUGAGUCAGCGGCACGAGGGAAGAAGAGAAAGCACGAGGAUGGCGAGGGCAACUAAAGUGGGCAGGCAGCAGGAAGUGUUACAGCACUGUGAUGCUCUCGAACCUAACAGACCGAGCACAGUAUGCACAGGCCUGCCUACAAUGUUGACUUGUUUUUGUUAUAGUGGGUGAAUUCAUUGAGCAGUCCGCCCUGCC